Acanthoscelides obtectus is the source of this 2304-nucleotide messenger RNA. NCBI's taxonomy places the organism in Eukaryota, Metazoa, Arthropoda, Insecta, Coleoptera, Chrysomelidae. The record is from the annotation of a GenBank genome assembly.
CAAAAAUCGAAAAGGUGCGACAGAGAUAAAUAGAUGCAAUAUUCGGAGAGCGAUUUGCGUUCAAGUUCGCCAGUCAACAAAAAUAAACCGAUGUACACAGGUCGUAAAGUUUUGCGAUUCGUCUCGAAAAAUAAACAAAAAACAUGUCUACGAGAAGGAGAACGUCGAAUCUCGAUGAAGAACUGUUCCUUGAAGUGGACAAACAUUACUUAGGCAGCGACUUCGACAGAAACGAAGACUCCUUACUCGUGUACGGCGUCUUGCGAGCGACUGUAGAAGAAAACGUAGAAAGAGUGAAGUCGUUAGUGAGGAGAGGCAAAGCGAUAAACAUAAACGAUAGCAGCGGAAAUACUCCUUUACACGUCGUCGUUAUCAAAAACAACUUAGAAAUACUGGACUUUCUCCUGGAUCAGCCAAACCUGGAGCUAAACGCCCGUAACUUUUCCGGCGAAACGGCUCUACUUCUAGCCAUCAAGCUGUCUAGGUUAGACGCCGCUUCAAGAUUGAUUUGCGCAGGCGCAAACGUGAACGUACACAACUACGAACAUGUCACGCCUCUCCAUCUUGCCGUUACUCAUCCAGAACUUGCACAUCAACUUAUUCUCAGCGGAGCUCAUAUCGAUGCAAGAGAUUACAGCGGAGACGCCCCUCUGCACGACGCAGUAGCUGAAGAAUGCCUAGAAACCGUCUGCAUGUUGCUCUACUACAACGCAGACGCAAACGCAAAUGGCGUGAACAAUAUGACGCCCUUCAUGAAAGCCCUGGUCGCGAGGAACGUGGACAUUCAGCUGGUGUUGUUAGACUUCGUGUCCGACUUUAACGUAGAAACGUACGAUAAUGUUAGUACUCUAGCCAUGGCGAUUACGCAUAGGUCGCCGUUCGUGGAGCAGAUUAUUUUGGGAGGCGCCGAUGUCAACUAUGCUUAUGGUUACGACAUGGUGGACGCGUUCUCCCUAUGCCUCCAAUACCCCAACUGGAAAAACUUCCAGUUGGUCUGGGAGAGACUGAAGUACGACGCCGAUGACAUGUCGUUAGGUAGCGUACUCUGGCGGAUAGGCGGCACUUUACGAAAAGAACACUUCAAGCAGUACCUCGACGUCAUCAUCGACAGUGACAACGUCGACCAAGCCGUCGAAUCUCUAAACACAGCCGAGGACUUUUAUAUGGUGAUCGUACGUUUCUGUGAUUUUUUUCACCAGCAGUCGAUAGAGCAGCUCACCAGGUUGACGUGUAGGCUUUUAGAGCGUGGUUACGUCCUGACUAGUUUUGAUAUGAGUAAAAUUUUUCUUCACUACGGUUAUUGCGAAUUGUACAAGAUCAUGCUGCAUAUGGAUAUGAAGUUUAUAGGCAGGAGACCUCCCGAUACUUCCAGGUUGAUUUUCGAUGUUAAUACGAAGAUGCAAGUUCUGUUGGAUCAACUAGUUUCUAUCAUCAAUAUUGAAUAUUUGCACAAUUCCAUCUAUCAGCUUCUAGAUUAUUGUAUUUAUCCGAAAUUGAUGAACGCUUAUCUUGAUUUACAAAGGGAUGAUUAUGUUACGUUUAAGAUCCUUCAUCUGCCUAAAGUGCCUUCGCUGUUGGAAUUAGCUAGAAAUAAAGCUAGGGAGUUUAUUGUAGAAAGGUUUAAAGUGAGGAAUUCUAGAGAGUUUUAUACAAUAAUAAAUUAUUUGGAAAUGUCUAGGGUGUAUAAGCAAAUUUUGUCGUUUGAGAAGAUCUUGUACAAACCGCAUUAUGUGAAAAUGUUGAUGGCGAAUCGACUGAAGAUUUUAUGUUAGGUUUAGGUUUGUGAACUUGUUUUUUCGAAAUUUUGAAAACUUUCGAAAUCUUCAGAAUUUAUCAAAUUACCGAAAUUAUAUAGAUUUUUAAAAUUGUAAGAUUCCAAGAUUCUGCAACAUUUCAAAAUUCCGGUUUAUAAAUUUUUGAAAUUUUCAAAAUUAUUGGAGUUAUCAAGGUUUUUACAAUUUUAAGAUUUCAAAAUUUCCACAGAUGUCAAAAUUUCGGAUGUUUCGAAAUUUUGAGAGCCCUCGAAAUUUUUAGAAUUUUUCAAGUUAUCGGAAUUAUAUAAAAUUUCGAAUCAUGUAUUUCGAAAUUUUCAAAAUUCUGUUUUAAAUUUUUUUUAAAUUUUCAAAGUUAUUGGAAAUAUCAAGAUUUUUAAAAUUUCAAUAUUUCCAAAAAUUUCAAAAUUUCCAAAACUUUCGGUUUCCAAAAUUUCCGAAAUUAACGGAAUUAUCAGAAUUUUCAAAAAUAUUAGUUUUCAUAAUUUUCAGAAUAUUCAAAACAUUCGAUAUUUUAAGAAUAAUUAAAAGC